This is a messenger RNA of Aspergillus glaucus CBS 516.65, 1053 nucleotides long. RefSeq names its product zinc-binding alcohol dehydrogenase family protein. Gene Ontology annotation, molecular function: oxidoreductase activity, acting on NAD(P)H. The coding region runs from base 1 to 1053 and encodes 350 amino acids. The record is from RefSeq and is a predicted model, not a curated record. The transcript has 5 exons. NCBI's taxonomy places the organism in Eukaryota, Fungi, Ascomycota, Eurotiomycetes, Eurotiales, Aspergillaceae.
AUGGCCAACCGCGCAGCAUGGAUCGUAUCUGAAAAGGCAAACCCCCUCAAAGUCGACGAUGCGCCUACGCAAAAACCCGAAGCGGGCACGAUAGUGAUCAAGAAUCACGCUGCGGCGGUGAAUCCAAUUGACUGGAAGAUCCAAAACUACGAAUACAGCGCCUACACCAAGACCUACCCCUUCAUCCUGGGAACAGACGUAUCAGGGACCGUCGAGGAAGUAGGCGAGGGAGUUACUCGUUUCCAGAAGGGUGAUCGUGUUAUUUCUCACGUCCCCAGCCUCCUAACAUCAAACCCCAUCCACUCAGGCUACCAGCUCUAUCCGCACGCCUAUGCGAGUCUAUCAGCGGACAUCCCGGAUUCUUUGUCUUUUGAACAAGCUGUUGUUUUACCGUUGGCUAUAUCGACGGCUGCGGCUGGGCUUUAUUUACCGGAUUAUCUGUCUCUCCCAUUACCCACACUUACCAAUAACUCCAAACCAACCCACGAUGCUAAAAAAUCGAUACUAAUCUGGGGCGGCUCGUCCUCCGUCGGCGCAACGGCGAUCCAACUCGCCGUUGCAUCGGGGUUGAGAGUUGUAACUACGGCCUCGGAAUCGAACUAUGAGUUUGUCAAGUCGUUGGGUGCGUCGUUGGUGUUUAAUUACAGGGCUGAGAGUGUUGUGGAGAAUAUAGUGAAUAGGUUAAGCCAGGGCGAGAGUGAGCUUGUGGGUGUUUAUGAUGCUAUCAGUGAGGAGGGGAGCAUUGCACCACUUGCGGAGAUUCUGGAGAGACUUGGGAAGAAGGAUCUGAGGGUUGCGGGUGUGUUGCCUUAUAAGGAGGCGAGGGGUUUGGAUGCUAGAUUUGUCUUCGCGCUACACUUGGCCAUGCCUGAACACGAACAGAUCGGAAAAGCAAUAUGGGAGGACUUUGUGCCUGGUGCCCUGGUUAAUGGGCAGUUACAGGCGAAGCCUGAUCCGGUUGUUGUUGGGAAGGGACUGGAGAGUGUGCAGCAUGCGCUUGAUGUUCAGAUGAAGGGUGUUUCUGCGAGGAAGGUGGUUGUUGAUCUUCAAUAG